AUGACAAGCGCAGGUAGCUCGAACGGUAUGGGAGGGACAUCCUCCCUUGCCAGUUCAAGUUAUGAAUUGCACGAUGGACCUUCGCCCAACAUGACAUCCAUGAACGGCGGAGCGGCUGGAGAAGAUGAUGCCUCUGCACAGGAAAAGUCCAAGAAAGCCAACCCUCUAGUUGAUUUGAUCGAAACAGAAACAGCAUACGUAUCCGAAUUGGGAAAGAUUAUCAAAAAGGUAGCAAGUGCAUGGAGCAGGUCCAACUUUCCGCCAGCCGAAUUAGACACAAUGUUUCGCAAUGUGGAAUCAAUUUAUCGCAUCAAUAGAUCUUUUCUCAAAUCGCUCAAAGAGAUCGGUCCCAAUCCAUCUUCUCCGCGUGCUCUGGGUGAUUUGUUGAUGCGUUGGGUGGAUGAUAUGGAAUCACCUUAUCAACGGUAUUGCGAUAAUUAUUUCACAGAUUUCGACAGUUGGCCUACUGUUCAGGGAAACGCAAAGUUGCCCGGUUUACUAGAAGCCGCUUCUGAAUCUGCUCAAGCUGAUGGCACACCUGUCAUUUAUUCCGACAAGAAACGAAAGCCAGGACAGGUUUGGACUUUGGAUCAAUUGUUUGGUUUGCCACAAACACGAUUGAAGUAUUACAAGAAGCUCUAUUCACGCCUUUUGAAGAGUACACAAGAAGGCAGAAGUGAUCAUAAAUUAUUGGUUGGAGCAAAUGAACGAUUAGAUGAUCUACUAGAACGAUCGAAGAAUCGAAUUUCCAUGUCAAUUCUCGAUGAUGGACCUAUUCCAGGAGGGCACAGAAGAAGCGGCGACAGCUCUGUAGAUGCUGACACGACGGAAAAUACAAGAGAAAGCACUGAACAGAAUAGAAUUUCAUCAUCAACUUCCAUGUCCGGGCCAGAUUCACGAUCGACAGUUCCCUCAUCAAUAAUACGAGAGGAGAUCAAGCCGUCUUUCUCAUCCAUUGUGCAUCCUACGCAGCAAGAGCCUGUUCAGCCUACAAUUGUUACACCAAUAGAUCCACCUCGGAUUCAAACAUCUUCGUCUACUUCUUCUCGUGCUACAUCUACAGCCUCGCUAGAAGACUUAGAGGUCAGAUUGGACACUUCAAAAACAUUGGAUAUCUUUACGAUGAAGCCAAAGAAAUGCCAACUUCGAAUGAACCCUCCAGGUAUACCCUUCAAGAGAGAGUUACGCAAAGCUGCUGAUGUUAUGAUUUAUUUCACACCUUCCAGUACAGGUCAAGAGUUGGUUUUGAGGAGAGCGCAUUUGUUCCUCUUGACCGAUCUUUUCCUCAUUUGCGAACGUAUGACACCUGGUGAACGUGCGCAAAGACCUAAUGAUCCAGCAGAUAUGUGGCUGCUAUACCCUCCCUUGGCAGGAAAGCAUUUGCGUGUACUGGAAGACGGCAAUCAGCCAAAUGCUUUCACGUUGAUGAUUUUGAAAAAGGAAAAAUUGAUUGUCAAUACGGAAUCUAGAGAAGCGAAGGAUGAUUGGAUUAGACAGUUGGAAGAUUGUCAAAAGUUCGGCGCUAAGCCUAUGAAUAGACCUUCGCCUCCUCCGUUGAUUCCUACUUCAAGUCAACAAGGAAUGCAACCUGGAAUGAUUGCUUCGCCACCCCUUUCUGGUUUUGCAUCACCUCCAAAUGCCUUGUCUCCUAGACCGAUGAUGAAUGGUAGACCCCCCUUUCCCCCUAAUCCGCACUCUGCACCACCGAUGCCCAAUGUGCCCCCUCCACCUCAUUUGUUGAACAAUGGAAACGAUAGUUGGAAUGGUAGACCGCCUCAAUCUCGACCAUCACCACCGCAAAAUCCUCAAUCUGGUCCAGGUAUGUAUGGUGUUCGCCCAAUGAAUCCGCAUAUGCCAUUCGGCCGACCAAAUGGUCCGCCGAAUGGUAUGUUUGGAAAACCAAUGCCGCCCAGACCUGGACAAUAUAUUCCGCAAGGAGGACCUUUGGGAUUGGGACGACCACAAAUGCCAGGCAGGCCGCCAAAUUUCCAACCAAGGGAUAUGUCAAGAAGACCUUCUGCGCCUGAUCUUCAUGAUCAAAAUCAGAGAGGACCACCAGGUCCACGCAGAUCCAGUGGAGAUGGUAGACCGCCAAUGCGUUCGAGAUCCGCUUCUAGUUCAGCAUCUGGACCGCCAAAGUUGCCUUCUGAUUUCUUGAAAAGUACAGCAAGAAAUGCAAGCACAGAUCAAGAAUACAGUCCACCUUCAAGUCCGACGAGACCUAGAGGACCGAAAUCGUCUACGGUAGCAGCACAAAUGCGAUGCAGGUUAUACCUUAAACAAAGUCACGGUCAAUGGAAAGCAUUGGGAAAUGCACGUUUGAAGUUAUAUCACAUUUUACCGGAAGAUAUUAAGCAAUUGGUCGUUGAAAAUGAUAAAAAGCCAACGCCUUUGAUCUCAAGUAUCAUUUUGCCAGACGGUGUUGAACGUGUUGGAAAAGUGGGUGUCGCAGUGGAAUUGAGCGAUAACGGUAGUCGAACAGGAAUCAUUUAUAUGCUUCAUUUGCGAUCCGAAGAAUCCGCGUUUGCUCUUUUUGGACAAUUAUUAGAAGGUUCAGAUCGAACCGUGAUGGGUUCAGAGCGUGAUGCUUUAUAA
Meira miltonrushii is the source of this 2595-nucleotide messenger RNA. RefSeq lists its product as uncharacterized. The transcript has 3 exons. Lineage: Eukaryota; Fungi; Basidiomycota; Exobasidiomycetes; Exobasidiales; Brachybasidiaceae. Bases 1 to 2595 code for a protein of 864 amino acids. Gene Ontology annotation, molecular function: guanyl-nucleotide exchange factor activity. The record is from RefSeq and is a predicted model, not a curated record.